Messenger RNA from Cherax quadricarinatus, 5261 nucleotides. Lineage: Eukaryota; Metazoa; Arthropoda; Malacostraca; Decapoda; Parastacidae. The record is from RefSeq and is a predicted model, not a curated record.
AUGAUUGAGCCUCCACUUCGUGCACUGAAUAAUCCAGUUUUGUUUACAUAUUUCUCCUCACUUGCACAUUUAAAAAUGCUUAAAUUCUUAAAGCUCAGCUAUGCAGAUUGUAUCUGGAGAUGUGGGGAAGCUUUCUCUCUGUGGAGAAUUUACACGAUACCAGAUGGAGAUUUCAUAAGCAGUGGAGAAUAUCAGGAGAGCCGCACAGUUUUGGUGGAUGGAAGUGAUCACUAUGGAGUUUCUGCUGUUAGUGUUGAUAGGAAAGAGGAGCUGGUGUGGAUGGGAAAUUCAGGAGGACACGUGACAUCAUAUCUAAGCACAGACCUCAUGAAGUACACUUCAUUCCAAGUGCAUGCCACUGAAGAAAUUCGUGAUAUUUGGGCUUAUGACCUUGGGAUACUUGCACUGACACCUACUUCAUUAAAUAUGCGCACCAGACAAGGAAUUCCUGCCUUCACACACCAGUCGCCACAGUUAGAGAACAUGCAAUGUAUGCUCCAACUGGGAGGAAACUUCUCUCACAGACUGUUGCUGGGAGGUCAUCAGAGUUCCAUGGUAGAAUUUGAUCUCACCCGCCAGGAGCAAACCAGAUGUCACCAAGUGGGAGAGCAGGGUUGUGUUAUUCUACGUGAUCAUCCUAGGUUUGUUUGCCAUGGUGAUCUCACUGGAAGAAUAGUCCUUCAUGAUCCUCGAACAAUGCGUCAGGAACAUUCUUUCCAAGCCCACACUGGCAGCCUUUCGGACUUUGAUGUACUGGGAAAUUAUAUUGCUACAUGUGGAUUGUCCAACAGAAUGGGUCAAUUACUGGGAGAUCAAUUUGUUAUGGUGUUUGACCUGCGGAUGAUGAAGUUAUCUCUACCCUUGCGUGCUUUGGUACCUCCUUUCCUGUUGAGGUUUGUACCAGGCCUGUCGUCAUGUCUAGCUGUUGUCUCAGUGGGACAAUGGCAGCUGAUGGAUGCGGGACAACCAGACAAUGCAAUCAUGAGCCUAAGUUAUCAGAUCAACUGUGUUCCUGAAAGUGUAAUUACAACAUUUGAUGUUGCAUCUUCAUCACAAGCCAUUGUAUUUGGAGACAGUUUAGGGUCACUGCAUCUCUUCACAUCAGGCAGCAAGCCUACAUUCAAUAAUUUCUCUCAAGAAACCAUGAUGCCAGACUUACCUGAACAAACACAGACAAUGCCUCUGACUGAUAAAACAGCUUCUUUAGCAUCCAUACCUAUGUAUUAUCCAACAAGUGCAUUGCUAUCGGAAUGGCCAGAGCAGUAUAUGAAAGUUGGUUACAGACCAACACCCCCAGUUGAUGCAGCAAUUCUUUCAAGUAUGAAAAUUGUCGGUUCUAUUGGUUAUGCCCCAAACUUGCAUAACAAGAAAAGAAAUCAGGUUCCAUAUAAGUUUAAUCGUACAAAAGGACAGAAAUCCAGUGCAAGUGAAAAUGUGUUGGGAAAAAAUGAUGAAGGUAUCACAGUUCAUGUUCCAUGGAGGUACCGAAAAUUAGAGAUUAAGUACGGCAAGCUUGGCAUGGAUGACUUCGAUUACGAUCAAUACAACCGAACCAGUUUUUCUGGUCUGGACAUGUCUCUUCCUAAUUCCUACUGUAAUCCAAUGAUACAGAUGUUUUAUUACAUUGCACCCCUUCGUGCUUUGAUGAUGUCUCACUUGUGUGAGCGAGAGUUUUGUUUAGUGUGUGAGCUGGGCUUCCUGUUCCACAUGCUUGAUGUCAGUAUGGGACAGGGAAUACCUUGUCAUGCUUCAAACUUUUUGAGAGCAUUUAGAACAAUUCCUGAAGCUUCAGCAAUGAGUCUUACGCUGUCAGAUCAAGACAAUAGAGCAAAGAUAAAUUUUGCUUCAAAAAUCCAGAGUUGGAACAGGUUUGUGCUACAACAGUUGCAUACAGAAACACUAGAAGACAGAGCUAAUCACUCCCAUGUUGACUCCUUGGAUGAGAGAAUGUUUCAGAAUAGCUGCCAGAUUGAUACAAGUCUGGAAGAACCAGAAAUUACUAAGGCCGAAGAAGGGCAUAUAGUUGAAAGGCAAGACAAAAGGGAAUAUUCACCAGUAGCAGUUAUUUUUGGUUCACAUGUAGUCAGCAUCAACAAGUGUACCAGGUGUAACCAUGAAAUUCACAAAGACACAACUUCCCUUCUUGUUAACCUUACUUUUCCCGAGUCUUUAGAGGGCCGCUGUUCAUUUUCAUCAGUGGUUGAACGCAGUAUGAGUCUUGAGCAGACAAGACAAGCCUGGUGUGAUUCUUGUACUAGGUAUCAACCAAUUGAGCAGUGGCGGCGCUAUAAGACACUACCAGAUAUUUUGGCUAUGAACUGUGGCCUUGACAGUGCUCAAGAUUUCAGGUUCUGGAAGCACCAGUUUGAACUUUUGUUGACAGAUGUCCGGGAUAAAAAAAGAGAAGAAAAGAAAAAAUCUGAAGCUAAAUAUGGAAACAAUGAUAAAGAAUUGAGUAAGGCAAAUGAAAGAAAUACUCCUUCCCUUACUACAGGUAGUCCAUCCACACCAUCAAAGAGGUACCCAGACAGCUCUUCCUCACAGCCCUCUCCUGCUCGACCUUGUAGGUAUGGUCAGGGUUGUACUCGUCAUGACUGCAGAUUUUGGCAUCCUGGUCGUGACGCCGGAGAAGGUCAGCAACCAGCACAUGUACUUAGUCUCCUGGACCAAACAAUGGAAUAUUCAUGGGUGCCACCUGGUAUGAGAGCUAAACUUAAUGAGGAUGGCACUGUAUCACUCUCGGAUAUCACAAAAAGUGAGCUUGAAGAUGCCAAAGACAAUGAAUGUGGUGUUGUCUAUGAGCUUGUCGGUGUUGUAUCCCACAUAGCUGACCCACGCUUCCCUGAUAAAAACAAUUUGGUAGCCUGUAUCAGGGUUGGUCCAGGCUAUCAUGUACGUGCCAAAGUGUCAUCUGUUUCCCACUGGUAUCUUUUUAAUGAUAUAAGUAUCCAGCCAAUUGGACAAGAAGAAGCAUUAUGGUUUCCACUAGGCUGGAAGACACCCUGUGUUCUGUACUGGCAGCGACGGCAGUUACCUUCCGAAUCCCAUUCCGUAGAACAAAUUAAUCCAAUUACUGUGGAUGUAUUUGGUGAAGAUAAGUCAUUAGCACAACGUGGAAGGAAGAGGAUCACUUUCACACCUCUUACAGCUGAUGAAAUGCCUGGGGAAGGUGAUUUGGUAGCCAUGGAUGCAGAGUUUGUGAACCUUCACCAGGAAGAAGCAGAGAUUCGUAGUGAUGGUACUAGAACUACUAUUAAGCCAUCACAAAAGUCUGUUGCAAGGAUUACCUGCAUAAGAGGGCAAGGUCCACUGGAAGGCACACCCUUUCUUGACGACUAUAUUUCUACUCAAGAACAAGUGGUGGACUACCUCACUCAGUUUUCAGGGAUUAAACCUGGAGACCUUGAUGCUAAUUUUUCUCAAAAGCAUUUAACAACCCUCAAAUCAACUUACGUCAAACUUAGAUACCUAGUUGAUAAAGGAGUGAAAUUUGUAGGACAUGGAUUAAAGAAUGAUUUUAGGGUAAUUAACAUGACAGUACCAAUGGCACAGCUGAUAGAUACUGUGCACCUCUUCCACAUGUCACAUAAUCGGAUGGUCUCCCUUAAGUUUCUCGCCUGGCAUUUCCUUAAACUCAAGAUCCAGAGUGUAACCCACGAUAGCAUAGAGGAUGCCAGAACAGCUCUUGCUCUGUAUCAGAAGUACUGUGAAUUAAAAGCUAAUGGUGAUUUAGUCAUGGAGCUCCAAACAUUGUAUGAAGCUGGCAAGAAGGCACAGUGGAAAGUACCUGGGGAAGAGGAAGAAGAUUAAAAAAGAAAAUGAGAAGUGACAUCUGAAAAUAAAUUAUAGUGAUCUAAGUUAUAGUGCAGUGACAAAACAUUCAGAUUUUGUGAACUAAUGUUUGUAACCUCAGAGAAUUUUCUCCCUUACAGAGUAACUUGUAUACGAGGAAAACAAACCUUCAUUGGGAGAAAGUAUUUUGAAGGAAAGACUAAAUUACCAGGGGACAUUUCUGCCGAGACUUAUUUUUAAUUUAUCGUAACUUAUUUUCACUUGAAUAGAGGCAUGUUUGUUUACCUGAGCAUAUGAUAAGUAGCUAAUAUUUAAAUUAUGGUUACCAACAUCAAUUUUAAUUUGUAAACUGACAGUAUUGACACUAGUAUGGAUAUAUUAUCAUCACACUGGCCGAUUCCCACCAAGGCAGGGUGGCCCGAAAAAGAAAAACUUUCACCAUCAUUCACUCCAUCACUGUCUUGCCAGAAGGGAUGUAUGUAUGCCAGUAUGGAUGUGGAUGCAUAAAAUAGUAAUAGUAUGUACCAACAGAGUGACAGCGAUAUGUGGGAGGCUAUGGUAUUUUAUUUGAAGUUUCAUCCACCAGGGACUUAUCAAUUCACACACAAAAAAAGUAAAAUGUGAGACAGUAGUUGAUACUUAUCGCUGUGUGAAUUGCUAGAUGAAAUGUCUUCAUAUAAAAUAACAAACCCACAUGUCAUUACCAUGAUGGAUAUUGGCGACUAAUACAGGUAUUAAACUUUCUUCUUAAAUGCUUAGUGAAAGUUAGAGGGAAUGUUGGUGUAUAGUAAAAUGUCUGCUAGAAUUAUGUUCAUGGGAAGGGAUUAACUUAUAAGGAUCAUACAGCACCAGGGGAAUGGGAGACAGAUUCAAUAUAAGGAACUUAGGCUGCUUUUAUUAAUGCUAAAUUAAACUAAUUUUCUUUUUAAUCUUUAGGUUACAAAUUUAAUGCAUAGAUAAUAGUUGAUUUAGAGAAGACAAUUGGAGAGAGGAACUUGUUGAGAUGCAUGUGAAAUAGGCAGUGAAGGAGCCUGUUUCACAGGCAUCAAGUUCCUCUCUGCACUUAUGUCUCACCACUUGUUGGCUUAGUGCCAUCUGUCUCCCCAAUUCAUAGUUGUUGUUUAAAAAGUACAAGAUUCUAAUUUGCAAAGUGAUACUGUAUUUCUAUAUUUUAUAAGUCAGGCAGUGUCAAAUAAAAUAUGUUAAAGGUUUGUUAUUACCAGCUAUCAUUUAAACUAAAUUAUAUUUUUGUAGUUAAAAAUAUAUAGAAUGACCCUUAAAAAAAAAAUUUAACUGCUAGCUAUUCUCAAACUAGUGUUUUUCUUAUAGUACAUCAUUUUUUUUUUUACUGUGUAUUGAUAUUAAAAACACUUUUAGAAGUUUAAAUGUUUGAAAUUCUAGCAUUACAUACACUGAAGCGGAUCUAGGAAAAAAUUAUUUACUUUUUUAAAAACGUUUUGUAAAUUAUA